Molecule: messenger RNA, 989 nt
Organism: Cicer arietinum (chickpea)
Lineage: Eukaryota; Viridiplantae; Streptophyta; Magnoliopsida; Fabales; Fabaceae
Product: large ribosomal subunit protein uL22c-like
Biological process (GO): translation
Cellular component (GO): ribosome; large ribosomal subunit
Molecular function (GO): structural constituent of ribosome
Source: RefSeq, a predicted model, not a curated record
GUAACUUCAUUUCUCUGUGAAAAAAAGAAAAAGAAAAAAAAAAAAAAAAGCAAACUUUAUUUCAUUUGCAUUUAUCCAUCCAGUGAGCCUGUCUUAUCAUCAUAUUUGAGAAGUUGAAGUGUGUUUGGUUGCUGUGUUAUCACAAUCUGAAUGGCUCUCUCUUUAGCCAUAAACCUUCAUUCUCCUCUUCGCGAUAACCCGCUGCAACUCCAACCUCUUGCUCCGCAAUUUCAUUUUAAAUUCCCGUUACCCUCCGCCCGAAUUCGAUGUUCUUCCUCUUUCAACCAGAUCUCCAUCAAAACCGUUAGGGUUACCCCCAAUAACAACAACAACAAUAACAACCCUUUCGCUUGUCACUUUCACACUGCCCAGUUCGGAGUACAGGAGAGCAACAAAUCAUAUGCAGAAGCUUAUGCUGUGGGACGACACAUUCGUAUGUCUGCUGAUAAAGCUCGAAGAGUAAUCGAUCAGAUUCGUGGACGUCCAUAUGAAGAAACACUUAUGAUAUUGGAACUCAUGCCUUAUCGAGCAUGUGAGGCCAUUCUUAAGAUAGUGUUUUCUGCUGGAGCAAAUGCAAGCAAUAACUUGGGUCUAAGUAAAUCAAGUUUAGUUGUUAGUAAAGCAGAGGUUAACGAAGGGAAAACUUUGAAAAGAGUAAGAGCUCGAGCUCAAGGGCGAGCCAACUCAAUUAAAAAGCGCACUUGUCAUAUAACUAUCACAGUAAAAGGUUUACCUAGCGAGGCUGUCGUGGAAGCAAAUCUCUCUUGAUCCUAUUUGAGACAAAAAAAUAUGUAUCCUCUCCAACUAUUACAUUUGAUGGAAAUUUCUGUUGUUUGAUAUUAUGUAGUUCCUUAAUAAUGGGACUUCUAGAGGAAAUACUAGAGGAGUAUUGAGAAUAUUGUAAGUGUGAUAUGUACUACGGAGAACUCUUUGAAUGUUCAACUGAAUGCUAGAAUGAAAUGUUUUACCAUUGAAAUUUGAAAUUAAUU